AUGCUGGGGUUGGCUCUUCAACAUACUGUGAAGGAUACUCAACAUAUUGUGAAGGAUUCACAACAACAUACUGUGAAGGAUCCACAACAUACUGUGAAGGAUACACAACAUACUGUGAAGGAUACACAACAUACUUUGAAGGAUACACAACAUACUGUGAAGGAUACACAACAUACUGUGAAGGAUACACAACAUACUGUGAAGGAUACACAACAUACUUUGAAGGAUACACAACAUACUUUAAAGGAUACACAACAUACUUUGAAGGAUACACAAUAUACUUUGAAGGAUACACAACAUACUUUGAAGGAUACACAACAUACUUUGAAGGAUACACAACAUACUUUGAAGGAUACACAACAUACUUUGAAGGAUACACAACAUACUUUGAAGGAUACACAACAUACUGUGAAGGAUACACAACAUACUGUGAAGGAUACACAACAUACUGUGAAGGAUACACAACAUACUUUGAAGGAUACACAACAUACUGUGAAGGAUACACAACAAAGUUUAAAAAAUUUAUAUCACAUGGUUUCUUUGAACAACAGAGCAGAUAAUCUGUAA
Candidula unifasciata is the source of this 567-nucleotide messenger RNA. NCBI's taxonomy places the organism in Eukaryota, Metazoa, Mollusca, Gastropoda, Stylommatophora, Geomitridae. The record is from the annotation of a GenBank genome assembly.